GCGGCGGCUGAGGGAGGUGGAACGGGAGGGAAAGGGAGAGAAGAGGGGAAGGAAGAGAGAGCGGGCCGCGAUGCCGCUGUACGAGGGGCUCGGCAGCGGCGGGGAGAAAACCGCCGUGGUGAUCGACCUGGGACAGGCCUUUACCAAGUGUGGGUUUGCAGGAGAAACAGGACCAAGAUGCAUCAUCCCCAGUGAAAUCAAGAAACCUGAUGUCUCAAAGCCUGUCAAGGUGGUGCAGUAUAACAUCAACACAGAAGAGCUGUAUUCCUAUCUGAAGGAAUUUAUCCACAUGCUGUAUUUCAGGCAUCUGCUGGUGAAUCCCAGGGACCGGCGUGUUGUGAUCAUAGAGUCGGUCCUGUGCCCUUCACACUUCAGGGACACACUCACCAGGGUCCUCUUCAAGCAUUUUGAGGUACCUUCUGUUUUGUUUGCUCCAAGUCACCUGAUGUCUCUCCUGACACUUGGGAUCAACUCUGCCAUGGUGCUGGACUGUGGAUAUGCAGAAAGCUUGGUGCUGCCUAUCUAUGAGGGAAUUCCAAUCCUGAGCUGCUGGGGUUCCCUUCCCCUGGGAGGAAAGGCCAUCCACAAGGAGCUGGAGUAUCAACUGCUGGAGCAGUGCACAGUGGAUACAGGACUGGCCAAAGGACAAAGCCUUCCCUCCGUGAUGGGCUCAGUCCCAGAAGACAUAGUAGAGGAUAUAAAAGUCCGCACUUGCUUUGUGAGUGAUCUCCAACGGGGACUGAAAAUCCAGGCAGCCAAAUUCAACAUUGAUGGCAGUGCUGAGCGUCCCUCACCGCCUCCAGACGUGGACUAUCCUUUGGAUGGAGAAAAGAUUCUCCAUGUAGUUGGCCCCAUCAGAGACUCUGUGGUAGAAAUCCUCUUUGAACAGGAUAAUGAAGAGACAUCUGUUGCCACUUUGAUCUUGGAUUCACUUGUUCAGUGCCCAAUAGACACCAGGAAGCAGCUGGCAGAGAACCUGGUGGUGAUCGGGGGCACAGCGAUGCUCCCGGGGUUCCUGCACAGGCUCAUGGCUGAGAUCAGACACCUGGUGGAGAAACCCAAAUACAAGGAGGCACUUGCCACUAAAACCUUCAGGAUUCACACUCCCCCUGCCAAACCCAACUGCGUGGCCUGGCUGGGAGGAGCCAUUUUUGGAGCACUCCAGGACAUCCUUGGGAGCCGCUCUGUGUCCAAGGAAUAUUACAGCCAGACAGGCCGCAUUCCCGACUGGUGCUGCCUCAACAACCCCCCUCUGGAAAUGAUGUUUGAUGUUGGAAAAGCACCCCCACCACUGAUGAAAAGGGCUUUUUCCACAGAGAAAUAAGCACCUAAAUAUCACACAAGGAUUCUGCCCCAUUUCAACUACAUCCAUGUGCAUUGGGGUUUGUUUUUUGUUCAUUAAUUUGUGUGUAACACCAUUAAAUAAGAGCAACGUGGGUGUUGUCAGGGAAUAGGCACUAACACUAUUUAAAACCCUGUCCAGUUAUAGUUUACAGACUUAACUCUGGCAACUCCUCUGCUCUUUUGUCUUGUUUUGGAGAAAUUCUGUCCUCUCACGAGCUGUUCCCUACUGAGUUGUUCAUUAUUUAUCUGUAUAGUAAAUGGCAUUGCUGAGA
Messenger RNA from Corvus hawaiiensis (hawaiian crow), 1616 nucleotides. It is a transcript of the gene ACTR10, whose product is annotated as actin related protein 10. The record is from RefSeq and is a predicted model, not a curated record. Gene Ontology annotation, biological process: retrograde axonal transport of mitochondrion. The transcript is spliced from 13 exons. Lineage: Eukaryota; Metazoa; Chordata; Aves; Passeriformes; Corvidae. Bases 71 to 1324 code for a protein of 417 amino acids.